Messenger RNA from Cylicostephanus goldi, 471 nucleotides. Lineage: Eukaryota; Metazoa; Nematoda; Chromadorea; Rhabditida; Strongylidae. The record is from the annotation of a GenBank genome assembly.
AUGCCCUCGGAAGUACGACGUCUUUCUGCACAUGUAGUUCUCUACUGCAAGCCAUCAAACGCUCCGGAGCUAUGGCAGAAGUCCAGAGCGGGGAUGCUUACUGACAGAUGUAGUAUGGAAGAUUUGAAGUCUUUGAAGUUUAUCAAGCUUAUAAUAACUGCAAAUGGGACGUCGAUGAUGGAUUGUGGUGUUGAAGCAGUUCUCGAACUUAUUGAAGAAUGUGGUUCCACAGAAAUCCCUGGAGGAGAAGAUAAUGCGUUUGAUACAGCUAUUGACUCAACUGAGGACAACAGUCAAGUGAACCUUUUGAAUGCGAAACAACGAGUGAUCGUAAUGAAAGCUGUCGCUACGGCGAAGUCUAGGGAUACAGAUAGAAAUCGUUUAUCCUUUGAUGUUUAUGGCAAAGAAGGAUGCGGGAAAACGUUCACUUCUAAUACAAUGAUUGAUGAACUACGGAAUGAAGGUUGGUGA